UAGAAAAGCUACCAAAGAGAAAACAAAAAAAGUACCAAUUAAAGACAAAGUGAAUGAUGAAGAAAAUGAUAAAGCCAAAAGAGAGAAACAAGCCAAAAAAGAGUUAGAAGAAGUAUACAACCUUAGAAGAGAGAGAUCUGUACAAGAUAACAAAAGAAAAACACUUUCUAAAGAAAGAAAGAAUUCUAAUAGCAGUCAACAAACAGAAACAAAAGCAAUGAAUAAUAUCAGAAAU
Messenger RNA from Scutellospora calospora, 235 nucleotides. NCBI's taxonomy places the organism in Eukaryota, Fungi, Glomeromycota, Glomeromycetes, Diversisporales, Gigasporaceae. The record is from the annotation of a GenBank genome assembly.